AAAAAAAAAAACAGGAGGAGGCGAUAACUUCUAUGAAAAAAUGAUAAAAUAUCUUAUCUCGAUAAAGUUUCUAAAUACAGUAAGCUCCACGUAACCGGGUCUGAUCCUGGAUCAAAACUCGUGAUUGUUAUAUUAAUUCCACCUUUUAUCUCGUCGUCUCCUACUUUUCGUUCCUAUCUCGAACCCAAAGAAACGUUUUCCAUCGCAAUCGUCGCCACCAUGACUGUGCUGUCAUCUAGAGAUCGAGAUGAGGCUGAGAAGAAGGUGAAGAGUUCGUAUUUCGAUUUGCCGGCUAUGGACGUAUCCGUUGCAUUUCCUCAAGCAACCCCAGCUUCUAAGUUCCCACCUUGCACUUCAGACUAUUACCAUUUCAAUGAACUGUUGACUCCGGAGGAGCAGGCUGUGCGGAAGAGAGUGAGGGAGUUCAUGGAGAAAGAAGUUGCUCCCAUUAUGACAGAGUACUGGGAGAAGGCAGAGUUUCCAUUCCAUAUCAUUCCAAAGCUUGGAGCUUUAGGUGUUGUUGGUGGCUCUAUUAAGGGUUAUGGCUGUCCUGGCCUCUCCAUCACAGCCAACGCCAUUGCAACAGCAGAGAUAUCUAGAGUUGAUGCAAGCUGUGGGACUUUUAAUUUGGUGCAUACCUCUUUGGGCAUGCUCACUAUUGCACUUUGUGGAUCAGAAGCACAGAAGCACAAGUAUUUGCCUUCUUUGGCUCAGAUGAAAACUGUGACUUGUUGGGCUUUGACAGAACCUGACAAUGGAAGUGAUGCAAGUGCUCUACAAACAACUGCCACAAAGGUCGAAGGAGGUUGGGUACUUACGGGACAAAAGCGUUGGAUCGGUAACAGCACCUUUGCAGAUCUGUUGAUCAUCCUUGCUAGGAAUACGACAACUAACCAAGUGAAUGGAUUCAUAGUCAAGAAAGAUGCGCCUGGCUUAACGGUUACUAAGAUCCCAAAUAAAAUAGGUUUACGUAUUGUUCAAAAUGGAGAUAUUCUACUACAGAAUGUCUUUGUUCCUGAUGAGGAGCGGUUACCUGGACUAAAUUCUUUUCAAGACACAAGCAAGGUCCUUGCUGUCUCACGUGUAAUGGUGGCCUGGCAACCAAUUGGUGUAUCAAUGGGAGUCUACGACAUGUGUCACAGGUAUCUAAAGGAGAGGAAACAGUUUGGAGCACCGUUGGCUGCAUUCCAGAUAAACCAACAGAAGCUUGUGAAGAUGCUGGGUAAUGUUCAAGCGAUGUUUCUGAUGGGUUGGCGCCUCUGCAAGUUAUAUGAGUCGGGUCAGAUGACUCCUGGUCAAGCCAGUUUAGGAAAGGCAUGGAUUUCAUCAAAGGCAAGGGAAACUGCUUCGUUAGGCCGAGAAUUACUCGGUGGAAAUGGAAUUGUAGGAGAUUUUCUGGUGGCAAAGGCUUUCUGUGACCUUGAACCCAUUUAUACAUAUGAAGGGACUUACGAUAUAAACACCUUAGUGACGGCGAGGGAAGUAACAGGGAUUGCGAGUUUCAAACCUGCUGCUUCACGGAGCCGUAGCCGUCUUUAAGGUUGUGCAGUGUUUGUUGUUAUUCUGUCUGUGAGUUUACUUUGGUAAUGUACCGUGGAGAACAAAGUUCGUCAAAUAAACUUGACCUCUAAAGGGACAUGUACAAACCAUAAUUGCAGUUUGGAUUCGUGCUGUAUUUGUCUCCUCACAUUAAAUUAACUCAAGGAAUAAUACUAAAUUAUGUUUUAAAAUGUC
This is a messenger RNA of Brassica napus (rape), 1734 nucleotides long. Its product is annotated as acyl-coenzyme A oxidase 4, peroxisomal. The transcript has 13 exons. The record is from RefSeq and is a predicted model, not a curated record. Bases 220 to 1539 code for a protein of 439 amino acids. NCBI's taxonomy places the organism in Eukaryota, Viridiplantae, Streptophyta, Magnoliopsida, Brassicales, Brassicaceae. Gene Ontology annotation, cellular component: peroxisome. Gene Ontology annotation, biological process: fatty acid beta-oxidation. Gene Ontology annotation, molecular function: flavin adenine dinucleotide binding; acyl-CoA dehydrogenase activity.